This is a messenger RNA of Neopsephotus bourkii (Bourke's parrot), 2142 nucleotides long. RefSeq names its product RNA binding protein with serine rich domain 1 (gene RNPS1). Gene Ontology annotation, molecular function: RNA binding. The coding region runs from base 253 to 1176 and encodes 307 amino acids. Gene Ontology annotation, cellular component: ASAP complex; cytoplasm; nucleoplasm. Gene Ontology annotation, biological process: mRNA splicing, via spliceosome. The transcript has 8 exons. Lineage: Eukaryota; Metazoa; Chordata; Aves; Psittaciformes; Psittacidae. The record is from RefSeq and is a predicted model, not a curated record.
GCCCUUUAAGCCCGCCCUGCUCCCUUCCCCGGUGCGUGACGAUAUCAGCGUGCGCCGCGCCCCUUUCCGUGCGCGGUGCGUUGGUUAAGUGCGACGGUUUCGUAUUGGCGGUUGUGGCGGGUGCCGAGGAUGCUGUUCUUUGGAGUUUAUUGCACUCGAUUAGGGAUCGGUUCUCAGAAUCAAGGAGUUAGAAGUGAGAUUUGAGAUAAGUGAGGCCCAUUCAGUGCUGCUUUGGACACCUCCGAAGGGAAAAUGGAGUUAUCAGGAUUGAAAAAGAAGAGUUUGCUAGGACUCAAAGAAAAUAAUAAAAAAUCCAACACUAGGGCUCCUUCACCAACCAAACGCAAGGAUAGGUCUGAAGAGAAAUCAAAGGACAGGUCCAAGGAUAAAGCAGCCACUAAGGAAUCGGGUGAAAAGGAUCGUGGUCGAGACAAGACACGCAAGAGACGCAGUGCUUCUAGUGGGAGCAGCAGUACUAGAUCCCGUUCCAGCUCAACUUCCAGUUCUGGGUCCAGUUCCAGCACUGGUUCAAGCAGUGGCUCCAGCUCCUCUUCUGCUUCAAGCCGCUCUGGGAGCUCCAGCACCUCACGCAGUUCCAGUUCCAGCAGCUCCUCGGGAUCUCCAAGUCCAUCUCGACGGAGACAUGACAACAGGAGGCGCUCCCGCUCCAAGUCCAAGCCACCCAAAAGAGAUGAAAAGGAGCGGAAGAGGCGGAGCCCAUCACCCAGACCUACAAAAGUGCAUGUUGGAAGACUCACUAGAAAUGUGACCAAGGAUCACAUCAUGGAAAUUUUUUCCACUUACGGAAAGAUUAAAAUGAUUGACAUGCCAGUUGACAGGCUAAAUCCACACCUGUCUAAAGGUUAUGCUUACGUGGAGUUUGAGAACCCAGAUGAUGCUGAGAAAGCCCUGAAACACAUGGACGGAGGCCAGAUUGAUGGUCAGGAGAUCACUGCCACAGCCGUGCUGGCACCACGACCCAGGCCACCUCCCAGGCGCUUCAGCCCACCCAGGAGGAUGCUGCCACCACCACCAAUGUGGCGCCGGUCCCCCCCUCGCAUGAGGAGAAGGUCGCGUUCUCCAAGGCGUAGAUCCCCUGUUCGCCGACGAUCAAGAUCUAGAUCUCCUGGACGAAGGCGCCACCGGAGCCGCUCUAGCUCAAACUCCUCACGAUAAAGCAAAAGAACUGGACAGCUGUUUAAUUUUUAACUUAAAUCCCAUCAGACUAAAUAUUGUACCUUUUUUUUCUUUUUUUUUAUAUAAUGGGUCUGGGUGAGGAGGAGUGUGAGAGAGAAAGAAUCCUGGCAGUGAAGGAAACCUAAAAGGAGAGAGCAACAGCCCCUGGCCAGUGUAUCACCUGUGCUGUAGGUUUCAAGUUUCCUGAUAUUGAAUCAAAAUGAUUUUAAAAUGGCUUUGAUUUUUAAAGGACGCAAAAACAUCUUUUCCUGCUAAAUGAAAGGAAAAUUUGGUGCAGUCUCUCUUUCUCCAGUUAGCAGGCUGCUGCUUGGUGAUUUUGAAAUGUUUAGCAUGCUGUUACAGACCAGCAUGUAAAUCUUGAGCUACUUCAAAAACCCUGUGUGGUAAGACAGGAAGGCAUUUAACCUGAGCUUGGGGUUCCAGCACAGAACUUCUCAGAGCAGCUGGAGCCCAGAUCUGCUGAGACUUAAAUUCCAAGCUGUUGCUUUAUCACAGCUCCCAGACAGCUAGUUUCUAACAGCGAGCUCUUCUGCAGAUUAAGCUCUUCUAACGCAUAGACGAGAAGCAACAGUCCAGCCCAUGAAACAUCAUGCUUUAGAAAAGAAGCCAGAAGUCUUAAGAACUGGUUUGUAGCGGCCCCUGUAAAUCGAUUUAUUUCACGUUCCCUUAACGGGUUUUUGUAAAACCUCCCGCAGCCCUGGGUGGAACAGUGCUUCUGCUUUUACAUGUCCCAAAUUGACUGGGUGAAUCCCUGGAGGCUGCUGAGCAGGGAGGUGCUGGCUGGAUUAGCUGGGCUUCCCUUGGGAAGUGCAGAGGAUUCACCGCCCUUUGUACAGUCAGUGCUAUACAGAUACUUUGGUUUGUUUUGUAAAACUUUGUAGCCUUUUGGGCCGUGUUGUGUUUGUACUUGUGUUAAGACUUGAAUAAAGCAGUAGACUGAGAAGA